UCCUCCUUUCCUAUUCAACCUCCUGCACAGAGUGGCGUCGAGUGGUUGCAGUUGGGACCCAUAUUCAAGUGCUUUAUUGUUCUGCAAUUCGACCUUAAUUCAAGUUACUCUAGUCUCGAUUGUGCAUCGUUUGUUAAUCGACACAUGCUCCCAUAGGUUACGAGCCAACGACAGUACAUACGUCCACCGCCACCUUAUCCGCUUUCGCUUCAUCCAGCCAACACAUCCUCGCUAUCGGCAUUCCGUCCAGCUCGUUCUUCGCUCCCAUGGCUUUGGGCAUCGCUUUCAUUACUGUACACUUGCGGCGCAAGCAGAAGAGUCAAGGUGAAGAUAAAGAGGGAACGGAGAAAAGCAGUUCAUCUCUGUUCUCUCGACACAAGCCUCUCAUGCGAUCUACGAAAUGCCGCCAUCCAGAGCACAUUAUCACUCCUUUCACGGGUCGCAGGUUCUCAGUGGUGCAUAUCGCUCCUGAAUAUAGCCCAGGGACAGAAACGUCUGUGCGUCCAGUCCCCCAUCAAAGAUCCGAUGGCUCCUGGUAUUUUGAUACCUCUGGGGCAUCUCCACCGGCGUCCCGCGCCAGCGCUGAUCCUCGUGUGCCUGAGGUAUCCUCCCAGGGAACGUACCACCGUUCCCCGAGGAGAUUUGCUUCGCAACCAGAUAUGCGGACGCGGGGACGGGUGGUUAGGCCCCAGUCAGGACACUCGAUUGCCCCGACGUGCCCGCCGGGAAUCUGCCGAAGCCCUACACCCAGCACUUCUUCUGAGUGCUCUGGAAGCUCUUCGGCGACUGUUGAAAAGAUGCAGGAGCGUCUACAAGAGCUAAGGGAGUUCCAAGUCAGGCAGGCUCAGGUUGCGAAGCAGCGGCACUGGCAGCGCGCUGCACUCCCUCCCCUUCCUCCGCUCCCACCACCACCGCCAUACACCCCGUAAAUGUCUAACGACCUCAACGACGACCCACAAAAGAGGAUGUCAUGCGUCGUAUCAUAGACUCUCGCCAUUAAUUCCCGUGUUUCCACGCGAACUUGGUAUCUUCAAAUCUGCGUUAAUCACCUUCCCCUUCAUUCCUUCCCACUGCCCUUCCCUAGCGGCCUCUCCCAAUCUACUCGCCCUACCAUAUGCAUGAGCUAAUACCCCAUUGUUUCCCUACAGUAGCUUACAUCGCACCUUAACUGUAUCCAUAAGGACCUCCGCCGC
Messenger RNA from Gloeophyllum trabeum ATCC 11539, 1193 nucleotides. RefSeq lists its product as uncharacterized. Lineage: Eukaryota; Fungi; Basidiomycota; Agaricomycetes; Gloeophyllales; Gloeophyllaceae. The record is from RefSeq and is a predicted model, not a curated record. The transcript is spliced from 3 exons. The coding region runs from base 267 to 929 and encodes 220 amino acids.